CUUUCGCGGCAUCGCCUGCCCCAUUUGAUGAGCCUACACCCACAGGCGGGCCGCGCCGCGGCACGCGCGGCAGAGCAUGGAGCCAUCGCCGGCCUGGCCGCCGCCACCUCCAGGAUCGCCUCCCACGGCCGCGCCGGCGACGCCGCCGCGGCGCGCGCCGUGUUCGACGCGAUGCCCCGCCGCGACGCCGUCGCGUGGAACGCCAUGCUCACCGCCUACGCCCGCGCCGGCCAGCCGCGCGCGACCCUCGCGCUCUUCGCCGGCAUGGGCACGCCGGACGCCUUCUCCCUCACCGCAGCGCUCUCCGCGGCGGCCUCCCUCCGCUGCCCUCACGCAGGCGCGCAGCUCCACGCCCGCCUCCUCCGCCUCGGCCUGCGCGCGCCGCUCCCCGUCGGCAACGCGCUCGUCGCCAUGUACGCCAGGUGCGCCCGCGCAGACGACGCCGCGCGCGCCUUCCGGGAGAUGCGCGACCGCAACGCGCUGUCGUGGUGCUCGCUCCUCCACGCCUACGUCGCCUCGGGCCGUAUGGCGCUGGCGCGCGAGCUGUUUGACGAAAUGCCCGCUGGAAGCAUCAGCAGUGUUGCCUGGAACACGCUGCUCACGGGGUAUUCCCGCAGUGGCAAUGCCGAGCAGUGUCUGCUUCUGUUCAACGAGAUGCGGGUGUCGGGGCUGUCUUGCGACGAUGCAACGCUCUGCAUUCUAAUCGACGCUUGCAUGGAGCUGCGCUACCCAUCCACCGGGGUUGCAGUCCACAAGAUCGUUGUGCAGAGUGGCUGGAAUGCAAUCCCCGAAGUCAAUAACUCACUUAUUUCCUUCUACAGUAAGUUCAGCUUGCUAGAUCAUGCCGUCAAGAUCUUCGAGUCUAUGGUGAGUAGAACCGUCGUGUCCUGGAAUUCACUGAUCGAUGCAUACACAAGGCUUGGCCACAUUGAACAAGCUGCUGCUCUGUUUCAAAGUGCUCCUGAGACCAAUGCCAUCUCCUGGACUUCGAUGAUUGGAGGUUUUGCGAGGAAUGGCUGCGCAGAUGAUGCCCUUGCACUAUUUGUCAAGAUGCUGGCACACGAGCAUAUCUGUCCCGAUGAUUUCACUUUUGGGGCUGUGCUUCAUGCUUGCGCUACGGCUGCUUCUCUGGCCAGUGGAAGGAUGAUCCAUGCCUGUGCAUUCCAAAGUGGUUUUGCUUCAUACUUGUAUGUGGCCAACAGCUUGAUGGACAUGUAUGCCAAGUGUGGUGAUGUCGAGGGUGCAGGCAAUGUGUUCCAGGCCGUUCUUCAGAAGGACUCUGUCUCAUGGAACACCAUGCUGUUUGGGUUCGCGAUAAAUGGAUGGGCGAAGGAAGCAUUUGCGGUGUAUGAAAGGAUGUUGUCCCACGAUGUUUGCCCCAAUGAAGUCACAUUCACAGGAUUGCUCACAGCCUGCAGCCAUUCUGGCCUCCUGGAACAAGGAAGAACCUUCUUUGAGUCGAUGGUGUCUGUUCAUGGACUGAAACCGACACCAGAGCAUUUAGCUUGCGUUCUCGACAUGUAUGCUAGAUCAGGUAACAUCGCAAAAGCCAUUGAGAUGCUGGACCAAUACUCAGAAUCCAUACAUACGCAUAGCAGCGAUAUGCACGAGUCUCUGCUUAGUGCCUACUCAUCCGUUCACCUGGACGCAAGAAUCGGAAGGAAGGUGGGGUGCAGCAUGGUGUCGACGGAGCCUGUGAGAGACACUGGCUAUGUGAUGCUGUCCAACUUGUUGUGCACCACUGGGCAGUGGAAGGAAGCCGAGGGGGUGAGAAGAGCCAUGACAGAGCAUGGUGUCAAGAAGUCUCCUGGCUGUAGCUGGAUCCAUGUGAAGGGUGCUGCUAAGGUGUUUGUAUCAGGUGGGCAAGAACUUUAUCUGUCAGAUGGAAUAUGUGAUAUCAUUCAGUUGUUGGAUGGAGAAAUGAGAAAUAGCAUGUGUUCAGGUGCAUAAUUAUUAUCAUUUCGGUUUAGCGCGGUACCUUUGAUGUGUGGAAUUCACCAGAGAAUCACAUAUUGUUAGCGCUGUUCAAAUGCUACACGCAGGAAUUCCCGUACUAAGAUGAUCGGCAGGCGGCACCAAAUCGCAGAUGAUUAGAACAGCAGCAAAAAGAAAAACGCCGAGAACGCACUGAAACGCAGGUUGCAGUUCAGAGUGGCUGAAACACACGUUGUCUACACUGAAAGGAUUGAAGAGCGUGUGGUUUCUAAUCUUAGAAGACCAAGGAUAUAUUAUGGGUGAAUGGUGAUCCAGUGAACACACUGAGUAUAGGACAGCCGCAGUGUCAAAAUGUGAGCUAGUCAGCAGCCAAAAAGGAGAUAUCUUCUCAACGCUCAAAAGUCACCCAUUAAAAGUCUGUGAUAAAACUCUCCAAUGCCAAACUUCAGUGUCUCUGCGGAAAUCGUAGGUGUGUUGCUGGAAACCGAUUCUCCUGGGCUGGGCAAAAAGAAACUAUCGGUGCUUCCUUCAUCGCUGACACAGGUCGAAGGAAACUCAUUUGUGGGCGCCUAUACAUACUAUGAAAGGUAUUGUAGGAUCGAAUAUAUUUGUCAUUGUUUGUUACGACUUUGAUAGGGCAGUUUUGCAGUGAUAUAGGUCAACAUGUGUUUGUGGUGCGGGCUUGAUCUUGAUCUGGUAGUAGACUAGUAGUACUAUGUGAGCGCGGUUUAUACUAGCCAUGUCAGAGAUGGAUUGGUGUAAAUCAUCGAAGAGGGUGCGGAUUCUUGGCU
Aegilops tauschii subsp. strangulata is the source of this 2726-nucleotide messenger RNA. RefSeq names its product pentatricopeptide repeat-containing protein At2g36980, mitochondrial-like. The record is from RefSeq and is a predicted model, not a curated record. Gene Ontology annotation, biological process: RNA modification. Lineage: Eukaryota; Viridiplantae; Streptophyta; Magnoliopsida; Poales; Poaceae. Gene Ontology annotation, molecular function: protein binding; RNA binding.